GCGUGCUCGCACGAGAACAUCACGAAGCUGUUCGACACGUUCGAGGACAACAGCAGCAUCUACCUCGCUCUGGAGUACUGCGACGGGGGCGACUUUGGCGACAAGGUUCGCGAGAGGGGCCUUGCAGCCGAGGAGAAGGAGGUGGCGGAGUGGAUGCGGCAGACGUGUGCCGCCAUCUGUGCCCUCCACGCGAAGAGCAUCUGCCACCGCGACAUCAAGCCGGACAACUUCAUGGUGUCGGCAGAUCCGCAGGCGGGCGUGCUCAAGCUCUCCGACUUCGGCCUGGCCAUCUACCUGCCCAAAG
Messenger RNA from Prorocentrum cordatum, 304 nucleotides. NCBI's taxonomy places the organism in Eukaryota, Dinophyceae, Prorocentrales, Prorocentraceae. The record is from the annotation of a GenBank genome assembly.